UAAGGAAAGUUGCUUCUUCUUCUUCUUCUUCUUCUACUCACAUAAAGAAAGUUGCUUCUUCUUCUCCAUUCUUCUCUUCUCUUUUUCUAUUCAUUGAAGAUGGGUGAAGCUGUUGAAUUCUACCACUCCAAUGGCGUCUCCGGGAUUAAUCUCAAUGAAUCCGGGAAAAAAAUCGAUGAAAAUCACAUGUGUUGCUGGUAUGAAGAAGUCAUUGACGACAAUCUCAAGUGGUCCUUUGCCUUGAAUAGUGUGCUGCAUAAGGGUACAAGCCAGUACCAGGACAUAGUUCUUUUGGACACAAAACACUUUGGAAAGGCCCUGGUGAUUGAUGGGAAGAUGCAGAGUGCUGAAGUCGACGAGUUUAUCUACCAUGAAUGCUUGAUUCAUCCAGCUCUCCUUUGCCACCCAAACCCAAAAACUAUCUUCAUAAUGGGAGGUGGUGAAGGGUCUGCUGCGAGAGAAGUACUGAGGCAUAACUCCAUAGAAAAAGUGGUUAUGUGUGAUAUCGACCAGGAGGUGGUUGAUUUUUGCCGUAGAUAUCUCACAGUAAAUCAAGAGGCAUUCCGAAACAAGAAGCUCAAUCUGGUUAUCAAUGAUGCCAAGGCCGAGUUAGAAAGGAGGAGCGAGAAAUUCGAUAUCAUUGUCGGAGAUUUAGCAGACCCAGUUGAAGGAGGGCCUUGUUAUCAACUCUAUACAAAAUCCUUCUAUGAGCGAAUCCUCAAGCCUAAGCUCAAUGUCAAUGGCAUCUUUGUUACUCAAGCUGGACCUGCAGGCAUUUUUACCCACAAGGAGGUCUUCUCAUCCAUAUACAACACAAUUAAGCAGGUCUUUAAGUAUGUGGUUGCAUAUGCAGCUCAUGUUCCAUCUUUUGCAGAUACAUGGGGUUGGGUGAUGGCCUCAGACCAGCCAUUCUGUAUAAACGCUGAUGAAAUAGACAAGAAAAUCGACAAAAGAAUCGACGGGGAAUUGCUAUAUUUGAAUGGUGCCUCCUUCAUCUCCUCCACCACCAUGAACAAGAGUGUUUCCUUAUCGCUGUUGCAUGAAACUCAUAUCUACACUGAAGAGGAUGCGAGGUUCAUUCAUGGACAUGGGGUGGCUUACCGCGAUUGAAGAAGAAAGGUUUUCGGGUUGUGGGGAAUUGCUGUACAGAAAGAUAUGUUGAAGGGUUGAAGAUGAAAAUAGCAGUUAAAAAGGAAGAAAAUCAAUCAAACAACAAUUCAUAGAAGCUUUUGUUUUUAUACAGUAAACGUUGUUAGCUUUCUCUUGUGGGUGUUGUAGGACUCCAGAUAACAAAACUGUAUGAAAAGCUUUAUCUAUAUAUGUGAAUAAAUCAUGAGGCAUUCCUCCAUUGAA
Vitis riparia (riverbank grape) is the source of this 1353-nucleotide messenger RNA. Its product is annotated as thermospermine synthase ACAULIS5. Lineage: Eukaryota; Viridiplantae; Streptophyta; Magnoliopsida; Vitales; Vitaceae. The transcript has 10 exons. The coding region runs from base 100 to 1110 and encodes 336 amino acids. The record is from RefSeq and is a predicted model, not a curated record. Gene Ontology annotation, molecular function: thermospermine synthase activity. Gene Ontology annotation, biological process: polyamine biosynthetic process.